CGAAAAACAUGGAUCAAAUGAGUCAAGCACUAACAUCAGGCACGGUCUUGCUGCGAUCGGUAAGCAUAUUUUUAAGUAAUCGACGGCAGAGCAAGCAGCUUAAAGAAAAAGCUGAGAAAGGUGAAAAGAAAAAGAAGGGAAAGAAAUUAACAAAAAUGGAUGAACAGCUUGGCAAGCUACAGCCAAAAGUACUCGAGAGUCUAAAGCGAAAGACACAUUUUAAUAAAAAUGAACUAGAAACUUUAUCAAGGAUAUACCGUAAAUUAGUAUCAAAUUGCCCAAUAACAAGCAGACAACUUGCAAUGAAUCCCGGUAUGAUGAUCAACAAGCAAAGUACAUCGAUUGAGGGAAUCGACAGGUCUGUCUUCCGUGAGUUAUUACACAGCACAUUUGAUAUAGUCACAGAGGAAGCGCUGAUGGAGAGAAUAUUCUGCACAUGGGAUAAAGGUUAUGAAGGACUUCCAAUUCGUCUGGAAGGAUGGAUUUGUGGACUGUCUGUGUUUUUAAAGGGAACUCUGACUGAGAAACUUCAAUUUUGUUUCCGAAUUUACGAUCUGAAUAAUGAUAAUUUUAUCACGCGAGACGAAAUGUUUGCAUUAUUAAGGAACUCAUUAAUGAAGCACCCUGGUGACGAUGAUGAAACCAGAGAAGAAAGUGUCAAAGACUUAGUUGAAAUUGCACUUAGAAAAUUCGAUGUAGAUAAAGAUGGUAAAGUAAGUUUUAUGGACUAUACAACUGCAGUAAAAGCUGAUAUUCUUUUAUUGGAAGCAUUUGGACAAGUACUACCAACCGACGGUGCUGUAAAUAGCUUUUUAUCUACAUUACAAUAAAUUCCUUCAUAAAUUCUAGUUAAAUUGAGGCAGAAGAGUUUAAACUUUUAACUUCGAUACUUUAAUCGUGAAUUUUUAGGGGCAUAACAAACUUGGCGAAUGUUUCAUUCAAUUAUGUAAAUUUUUGGUUUUUCCCUGACAAAAUGGCAUUCCAAUGAAAUAACGAAGAGUUUGGUCAACACUUACAUAAUCAAAGGGGAUAAAGCAUAAAACGUCAUUACCAUUUUCUCGUACACGAGAGUCAAUUAGAUUUGCAUUUAUAUUAAUUAUCGUUUAGAAAUAUUUUAAAAAUGUUAAGUGAAGAUUAUAGCAACA
This is a messenger RNA of Chironomus riparius, 1145 nucleotides long. The record is from the annotation of a GenBank genome assembly. Lineage: Eukaryota; Metazoa; Arthropoda; Insecta; Diptera; Chironomidae.